GUCCAUACAUGUACAACGGAAGGAUGACGGAGGCAUGGCAGCAGCAGCAUGCAGUAGCCCCACCUCCUGUGUCACAUCCUCUUCUUCAAGGGGCAGAAAAUCCUCUUGGCAGUGCAGUGUAUGGCAUUGUACUGCCGGCAGAUCCUGCCAUGCAGCAGACCCAGCACGGCCAACAUAGCCAGCAGCACCCCGUGCCAGCCCAACAGCCCUCCCUGCAAGUCGGCAGUGAGGGGGGGCACAAAUGUGGAGCUUGCGGCCAUGAUAUAUCCCACCUGGCAAACCCACAUGAGCACCAGUGUAUGGUGAGUCAGGAUCGCUCCUUUCAGUGCACCCAGUGCCUGAAGAUCUUCAGUCAGGCCACUGAUUUGCUAGAGCAUCAGUGUGUCCAGGUAGAACAAAAACCAUUUGUGUGCGGAGUGUGCAAAAUGGGAUUCUCCCUGCUCACCUCACUGGCCCAACAUCACAACGAGCAUUCAACUGGUAACAACCCUAUGAAGUGCUCCAUCUGUGAAAAAACCUACAGGCCAGAUUCUACCACCUCCAACCCACCACAGGCAUCGACUGGAGAGACAUCUAGUAAUGGCGGAGAAGCUAUGGGCUCUUCCUCCUCUACUGCGUUUGAGGGCUCUGACAGGCCCUACAAGUGCUCUGUGUGCUCUAAGGCUUUCCGUCACCUAUCCGAGCUCUCUCGCCAUGAGCGAGUCCACACAGGUGAGAAACCCUACAAAUGCAACACCUGUGAGAAGAGCUUUAGUCAGGCAUCUCAUUUGGCACAUCAUCAGCGCACUCAUAGUGCAGACCGCCCCUACAAAUGCUCUGUCUGCGAGAAGACCUUCAAGCAUCGGCAGCACCUUGUCCGACACAUGUACGCUCACUCCGGUGAGCACUUGUUCAAGUGCAACCUGUGUGAGCUCCACUUUAAAGAAUCAUCUGAGCUGCUGCACCACCAGUGUCAACCUGCAGGUGAACGACCCUUCCGCUGCACAACUUGCGGUAAGACCUUCAAGCGGCCGUCGGAUCUGCGGCAGCACGAACGAACCCACUCAGAGGAAAGGCCCUUUCAGUGCGAAGAGUGCCAGAUGAGUUUCAAGCAGCAAUAUGCCCUUGUACGACAUCGUCGCACUCACAAGAACCCCGCCGAUCGGCCCUUUAAGUGCAACCAGUGCGACAAGGGAUUUCUGCAGCCAUCCCACCUUUUGUAUCAUCAGCAUGUCCAUGGCAUUGAGAACCUGUUCAAGUGUGCUGCUUGCCAAAAGGGCUUCAGACAGUCUGGGGAGCUGCUUAGACACAAGUGUGGAGAAGCUGGGACAGCCUCCAGUGCACCUGAGAAACCAUACAAAUGUGAUGUAUGUGGAAAAGGCUAUAAAAAGUCAUCAACGCUCCAGCGCCACCAGAACUCCCAUUGUACAGAGAAGCCUCUCAAAUGCUCUUUGUGUGGCCGCCGAUUUCAAUCGUCGUCUGAUUUUGUCCAACAUCACUGUGAUCCAGCUCGUGAGAAACCAAUGAAGUGCUCGGACUGUGAACGGAGGUUUAAAUAUUCAUCGGAGCUUCAGCGGCAUAGACGGGUCCAUACCGGAGAAAAGCCCUUUAAGUGCCCUACCUGCGACAAGGCAUUCAAGCAGCGGGAACACCUGGCCAAACAUGGCAUUGUGCAUUCACGAGAGGCCCAGUUUAAGUGUGUCUGGUGUGGAGAAUGCUUUGGGGAGCUCGGAGCCCUGCAGGAGCACACAGUUCAACACACUGCCGAAGGAGGGGGGUAUCCAGUUGACCCCUGUGUACAGUAAUACAAUGCCAGUGUUUGCUAGAUUUAUAACCUGGUAAUCCAGCCACGAAUAUUUAGUGCUUACGUUAGUAACC
This is a messenger RNA of Trichomycterus rosablanca, 1857 nucleotides long. Its product is annotated as zinc finger protein 319. Bases 9 to 1784 code for a protein of 591 amino acids. The transcript has a single exon. The record is from RefSeq and is a predicted model, not a curated record. NCBI's taxonomy places the organism in Eukaryota, Metazoa, Chordata, Actinopteri, Siluriformes, Trichomycteridae.